GAAUUAGUGAAGACUCUCCGGUGUUUUGAAACUUCUUCUGCUUGAAAAGUUGUUUCCUUUUCCCACACAGUGCUCGAGUUUUCUAUGAGCUAGGGAGCUUCGUCCGUCAAUUCGACUUCUUUUUCUUAAAAGGCAUAUGACAGAAGGCCUGAUUCUGAUAGCGAUGCUUUUGCCUUUAGCUUAACUUUUCUCAAAAAUUAAAAAAAAAAAGGAUAUUGUGCUUAUUUCUGUGGCUUCUGUAUUCCUUCUUCUUUAAGGUUCAAGCUUUUUUUCUCUUUAGUUGUGUUUGUGUGGUUCUCAUUCACAUCUCCUCCGAGAAACUAUCGCAAGAGAUCCUUCAUACAUGUAUGUGCCUUAGAUUGAUGACAAUUUGAUUUGAUUCGAUUCGAUUUUUUCAAUAAAAAACAUUGCUGUGGGCCUUAACAGACGAAAACAUCAGAUGAUCAAACUACAGGGAAGGCAGCAUGGAGAUCAUUGUAUAUAAGCCAUAUUUAGAUCCUGAGUUCGAAUCACUCAUUGAAAGAGUCCAUCCGCCCAGGGUUUGCAUCGACAACGACGCAUGUGGAGACUGCACUCUUGUAAAGGUUGAUAGCGCGAACAAGCACGGGAUUUUAUUGGAGAUGGUCCAAGUUCUGACGGACCUCGACCUCGUCAUCUCCAAAUCUUACAUCUCGUCCGACGGCGGGUGGUUCAUGGACGUGUUCCAUGUGACAGACCAGCUUGGGAACAAAAUAACCGACGAAAGCCUCAUCCAUUACAUACAACAGUCACUAGGUUCAGGAAGGAGAGGAGGAGGAAACGCAAAAGAGGUGCAGACAUGCUUGGGCAAGGUGGUGGGUCCAAGACACGUGUCUACGCAAUACACCGCUUUGGAGAUCACUGGGACCGAUAGACCGGGCCUCUUAUCAGAGAUAUCAGCAGUGCUGACAGAGCUUGGGUGCCACGUGGUGUCUGCUGCUGCUUGGACGCACAACACCCGCUCUGCUUGCAUCAUCUACGUGGAGGACGCAUCUAGGGGAGGCGGACCCAUCACGGAUCCGGAUCGUCUGACCAAAGUGGAGGAGCAGCUGGAAAACGUCGUCAGCGCCCACCACGGAAACGGAAGCGGGGAGCGGAAGAGGGUCAGGUUGUCUGUGCCGUCAGCCAGCCGAACCCACACUGAGAGGCGGUUGCACCAGUUGAUGUUUGCUGACAGGGACUACGAAGAAUGUGGCACUGGUGAUUAUACUACCGAAAGUGGUGACGGCGACGUCGACCGUAAAAUGGCGUUAGAGUUGGAUGGGGAGGGAAGUUGGACAGGGAGGACAGAAGUGUCGAUAGAGAGCUGUAACGAGAAAGGGUACUCGGUGGUGAGAGUGAGGAGCAGGGACCGGCCGAAGCUGCUGUUCGACACGGUGUGUACGUUAACCGAUAUGCAAUACGUCGUCUUCCAUGCCGCUGUUAGCUCCAACCAUUCCGUCGCUGUACAGGAGUAUUACAUACGCCACAUGGACGGAUGCACAUUGGAUACGGAGACUGAGAGAUGCCGAGUCACCCAGUGUUUAAUUGCUGCCAUUGAGCGACGAGUCUCUCAUGUAUGCCCAGGAUUAAGACUGGACGUAUGCACUCGAAAUAGAGUGGGAUUACUCUCCCACAUAACACGAGUGUUCAGGGAGUAUGGGCUUUCAGUGUCGAGGGCAGAGAUUGGUACUCGCGGCGAGACGGCAACUGGAUCAUUCUACGUAAUUGAUUUAUCGGGGAAUGAUGUCGAUUCCAAGACAGUGGAGUUGGUGAGGAAAGAGAUCGGGGGAACGGUCCUGGAGGUAAACAAGUCCUCAGGUUGGCCUGCUCCCACCUCAUGCAGCAAUGGCUCUGUGGAAUACAGGUCAAGAUUCUCAUUGGGUAGCUUGCUGUGGGCUCAGCUGGAGCGUCUCUCAAGCAACUUUGGAUCUAUAAGAUCAUGAGUGAGGAAUGCGCAUUGCUUACUAAUGUGAAAAAUCUAAAUGAUGCUGAAUCACUCUGUAAAUAUUAGUCCUCCUUGCUCUAGUAUUUACUUAAAAAGUUUAAACUCAUGUAGGGUGCUAUUCUUACUUAGUAUUACUGCAAUUUCUAUCUGUGUGUAAAAUAAACAACCAUCGUUGUUUUAUGACGGUGCAUGAAUUCUUGUUUUGCAGAGUGAAGGUUCUUCCGUUCUUAUUUUGUGAA
Nelumbo nucifera (sacred lotus) is the source of this 2184-nucleotide messenger RNA. RefSeq names its product ACT domain repeat 1 (gene ACR1). NCBI's taxonomy places the organism in Eukaryota, Viridiplantae, Streptophyta, Magnoliopsida, Proteales, Nelumbonaceae. The record is from RefSeq and is a predicted model, not a curated record.